This is a messenger RNA of Sclerotinia sclerotiorum 1980 UF-70, 777 nucleotides long. RefSeq lists its product as hypothetical. The transcript has 2 exons. Gene Ontology annotation, biological process: steroid biosynthetic process. The record is from RefSeq and is a predicted model, not a curated record. Lineage: Eukaryota; Fungi; Ascomycota; Leotiomycetes; Helotiales; Sclerotiniaceae. Gene Ontology annotation, molecular function: 3-beta-hydroxy-Delta5-steroid dehydrogenase (NAD+) activity. The coding region runs from base 1 to 777 and encodes 258 amino acids.
AUGAGAUUGAAAUUUGGUAUCAAAGCCUUCGUCUACGCCUCCAGCGCCUCGGUCAUCCACGACGCAGUCAGUGAUUUAGUCGAAGCCGACGAUACUUAUCCUUUAGUCUUCCUCCCCCAACAAAAAGAACUCUAUUCCCAUUCCAAAGCACUCGGCGACGAACUCGUCCUCGCACACAACGAUCCCACCCACGGCUUUUUAACAACUUGUAUCCGGCCCUCUGGAAUCUUCGGGGAAAAUGAACCCGGCUCCGUAAAAUCUUUCGUCGAAAGAGUCGCUGCGGGAAAACUCAAAAUCCAAAUCGGAAAUGGGAAAAAUCUCUUUGAUUUUACUUACGUGGGAAAUGUCAUCGAUGCUCAUAUUCUAGCUGCGCAGAAAUUAUUUCUUCAUCUUGAGUCUCCGGUUGGAGAUGAAUCGAUGCGUGUUGAUGGUCAAGGAUUCCUCAUCACAAAUGAUGAACAUAUUCCCUUCUGGGAAUUUGUCCGCGCAAUUGGUGAUGCAGCAGGCUAUCCUACUCGCGAGGAAGAUGUGAAGUCGAUACCGAAGAUGGUUGGGCUUUUUAUGGCGAUUCUUGCUGAGUGGAUGGUGUGGAUUUUGUCGUUUGGACGGAAGAAAUCGAGGGUUAAUAGGAUGGGCAUCGCAUACAGGUGCAUGACGAGGACAUAUCGGAUUGAUAAGGCGAAGAAGGCUUUGGGAUAUAAGCCCCGUGUUAGUUUGAAGGAAGCUAUUAGGCGUAGUGGAGGGUCAUUUGCGGUGAAGAAUCAGAAGAAGGAUUGA